Messenger RNA from Camellia sinensis, 2330 nucleotides. The record is from RefSeq and is a predicted model, not a curated record. Lineage: Eukaryota; Viridiplantae; Streptophyta; Magnoliopsida; Ericales; Theaceae.
CUCUAUUUGAAGAGAGAGGGUAGGGAUUGAAGCGGCUUUUACGCUACACAGUCCUUUUCUUCGACUCCAAACUCACAAAUGCUCAAGGACUGAACCACUCACACUUCUAUCCAAACCCUAAUUUCUUCCCCAAUUCUCUCUACUCAAUCCGAUAUCUCCAAAUUUUGCCUUCGAAAACGCUCCAAGAUUUCGUACGAAACGCUUUUCCCUCUCCGAUCGGUUCUACUGCGCUUCCACAAAAGUUGGUCGCGUAAUAUCGGUCGUGAGUCAUCAUUUUCAAUUUUCUUCCAGGGUUUUAAUUCCACAAUGGCUGGUGAUUCCCUCGUGAAUGUUCCUAAUGGCAUUCUCAAUACAAUUCCUGAUCCACAGAGGACUUACCAAGUUGUUGUGGCUGCAACUCAAAAUAUGGGUAUUGGUAAGGAUGGGAAAUUACCUUGGAAAUUGCCUUCUGAUCUCAAAUAUUUCAAGGAUGUUACUUUGACUACAUCAGAUCCUGUAAAAAAGAAUGCAGUCAUUAUGGGUAGAAAAACCUGGGAGAGCAUUCCGCUGGAGCAUCGGCCUCUGCCUGGUCGCCUUAAUGUUGUUCUGACUCGUUCUGGGAGUUUUGAUAUUGCAACUGCUGAGAAUGUUGUGAUUUGUGGAAGCAUUGGUUCUGCUUUGGAGUUAUUGGCAGCAUCUCCUUAUUGUCUAUCAAUUGAGAAAGUGUUUGUUAUCGGAGGUGGUCAGAUUUUGAGGGAAGCCCUCAAUGCUCCUGGUUGUGAUGCCAUCCACAUUACAGAAAUUGAGACUAACAUUGAAUGUGACACUUUCAUCCCUGCUGUUGAUAUGUCUGUCUUCCUGCCAUGGUACUCAUCUUUCCCGUUGGUGGAAAACAACAUUCGCUAUUCUUUCACUACUUAUGUUCGUGUGAAGAAUAUUACAAUUGAACCCCUUAGUCAGGCCAAUGGUCUGAAAUCUGAUAAUAGCUUGAAUUUUGAUAAGUUUGAGGUGAAGAAAUUCUCUUUCCUGCCUAAGAUGAUUUUUGAGAAACAUGAGGAGUAUUUGUAUCUGAGACUGGUUCAAGACAUCAUCUCUGAUGGCACUUCUAAAGAUGACAGGACAGGGACCGGUACUCUAUCAAAAUUUGGUUGCCAGAUGCGGUUCAAUCUGCGUAAAUCUUUUCCACUUCUUACAACUAAGAAAGUAUUUUGGCGAGGUGUUGUUGAGGAACUUCUGUGGUUCAUCAGCGGCUCAACAAAUGCUAAGGUCCUACAGGGAAAGGGCAUUCAUAUAUGGGACGGAAAUGCAUCCAGAGACUACCUUGAUAGUAUUGGUUUAGUUGAUAGAGAAGAAGGUGACUUAGGUCCCGUUUAUGGUUUCCAGUGGAGACACUUUGGUGCUAGGUAUACAAACAUGCAUGCUGACUACACUGGCCUUGGAUUUGAUCAGUUGUCAGAUGUUAUUGACAAGAUUAAGAAUAAACCAGAUGAUCGGCGGAUCAUUCUAUCAGCUUGGAACCCCUCUGAUCUCAAAUUGAUGGCACUUCCCCCUUGCCACAUGUUUGCUCAGUUCUAUGUAGCCAACGGGGAGUUAUCGUGUCAAAUGUAUCAGCGCUCUGCUGACAUGGGUCUGGGUGUGCCAUUUAACAUUGCAUCUUAUUCCCUCUUGACAUUCAUGAUUGCUCACGUUUGUGAUCUUGUUCCAGGUGAUUUUGUCCAUGUUAUUGGGGAUGCUCAUGUUUAUCGCACUCAUGUCAGACCUUUGCAGGAGCAGCUUCAGAAACUACCUAAACCUUUUCCAAUUUUGAAGAUCAAUCCUGAGAAGAAGGAUAUAGAUUCCUUUGUGGCAGAUGACUUUAAACUCAUGUGUUAUGAUCCUCACCAGAAAAUUGAAAUGAAAAUGGCGGUGUAGAGUUACUACUAUGUGGAAGAUAUGUUGUUCCCUCUUGUCAAAACAAUAUCUGCUCUUAAUUUUGAGGCACAGCUGCCGGAGGGUUUUGUCGGCAUAGACUUUUACGUACAAAUAAAAAACUGCUAGCGGGAUAUUACCCAAUUAUUACAUAUGUAGGGACUGAAAAUCCUUUAGUUCGACACAGAAAUAGUGGAUCUAAGGUGAUUUAGGAUUUUGCGUUUGGUUUGGUUUGGUUUGGACCUGUUAUAUGAAGUUUACACCUUUUUAAGUGCUGCAUAUACCAGUGUACCGAUGAACAGACUUGGAUUAUGAGUUCUUCCUAGUUCUCUCUUUAUUACAGAUUGCUAAACCUAGAGAUGUUUUGAUGACCUCAAUUGUUGUGGUGGGAGACCCAGGAUAUCAGAAAAAAUUUGAUUUGGUUUGAAUUUUGUUUCUGUUUU